Molecule: messenger RNA, 1749 nt
Organism: Selaginella moellendorffii
Lineage: Eukaryota; Viridiplantae; Streptophyta; Lycopodiopsida; Selaginellales; Selaginellaceae
Product: NAD-dependent protein deacetylase SRT1
Exons: 14
Coding region: 85-1611 (508 amino acids)
Molecular function (GO): NAD+ binding
Source: RefSeq, a predicted model, not a curated record
GUUCAUUUGGGAAGAACUUUGGAGUGGAGAAGGCUGGCAAAACUUUAUAAGGUGGAGGUAACCUAUAUACUUUCCUUGUUAACAAUGGCUCUCGGGUAUGCCGAGAAGCUCUCGUUCAAGGCGGAUGUCGGCAAGCUGGGCAUGCCAGAGCUCUUCGACCCCGCGCAAGACGUCGACCGCAAGAUAGCGCAGCUUGCUCAACUCAUACAAGAGAGCAAGCAUCUGGUGGCUUUCACAGGCGCUGGGAUAUCGACAUCGUGUGGCAUUCCAGACUUUCGUGGCCCCAAAGGAAUUUGGACGCUCCAGCAUGAAGGCAAGCCGUUACCAAAGGCCGAUGUCCAGUUCCACCAGGCAAGACCUGGAACCACUCAUAUGGCGCUGGUGGAGCUUGUUUGUGCUGGGAUUCUCAAGUUUAUCAUCAGCCAGAACAUUGAUGGUUUGCAUCUGCGGUCGGGCAUUCCCAGAGACAAGCUCUCGGAGCUGCAUGGGAAUAGUUUCAUGGAAACAUGCCCUUCAUGUGGACGAGAGUAUCUACGUGAUUUCGAGAUGGAAACCAUAGGCAUCAAGCGCACGGGAAGGCGAUGUUCUGUUCCCGGCUGCGUGGGAAGGCUUGUAGAUACGAUUGUCGAUUGGGAGGGAGCAUUACCUCCUAAAGAACUACGUGCAGCUGAGAAGCAUUGCAAGGAGGCCGACCUCAUUGUCUGCUUGGGAACCAGCUUGCAGAUCACUCCAGCGUGCAAUCUGCCUCUGAAAACGGUGCGAGCAGGAGGGAAGCUCGUGAUUGUCAACCUUCAGGCGACACCAAAGGAUAAGAAGGCAACGCUAGUUAUCCAUGCUCGAGUCGAUCAGGUGAUUCUUGGUGUCAUGAGAUUGCUAAACAGGAACAUCCCUCCUUUUAUACGCCUUGACCACCUUCUAGUCUGUUGUUCCUACUCAUGGUUGAAUAACUGUGUCAAGUGGACGCUGCGCAUAGAAAGUCCACACGGAAACAAGGCACCUUUGCAAUUUAUCAAACACGUCGAGGUAGAGUUUCCUGACAGGCCCGACUUUAAGCCGGCUUUGCUCAAGGAGCGGCCUUACGUCGUCCGAAGGAAGGCGGUAGAACUGAAGGCUCUCGACGUGCUGCUUAAGCUCCACAUGUCCGACGGGUGUAUGUGCGAAGAGGUCGAAAUUUUGCAUCCUCUCAGCUUCGAGGGUGAAGCCGAGAAACAGAAACAGCUGCCUCAAGGCCCAGUCGAUCUGUCCGCCUUGCAACGAGAAAAGGUGCAGUGCGGGCGUGUGGUCCUGUUGGACGUGAGAAAGUCGUCCGAGUAUGGCACCGCAGUCGAGUAUGCGCUAGUAACGUGCGUGACCGGUGGCGUGGAGCAACAAGGCAAAGCCGAGCCCGGUUUCCUCGAGGAGGAGGUGACAAGACCGCCUUGUAGCAACGGCAAACAAGAGAUUACUUGUACAACCUCCCUGGAAGCCAGUGGUGAAGAAGCCGCAAGUUUGCUCGACCGCGAGAUGACGAGACCACCGCCACAAAAUCAAGACAAGAAGCAUCACAAUCGAAUCGAAGAACUAACAGAGACGAAACCGAGGAUUCGCAAACGCGCACGGCUACGAAGCUAGUGUGUGCAAAGUUGAUAGUUUGACGAGUUCUUGGUUUGGAUCACUCACGGCGAGCUAUGAGUUCCUUGGGACAGUGGUCGCGAUCUUUAAGAACAAGUAGUAGAGAAACUUUGUUGAAAGGAUAUGGAGUUCUACUCA